Messenger RNA from Naegleria gruberi, 831 nucleotides. RefSeq lists its product as uncharacterized. The record is from RefSeq and is a predicted model, not a curated record. The coding region runs from base 1 to 831 and encodes 276 amino acids. The transcript has a single exon. NCBI's taxonomy places the organism in Eukaryota, Heterolobosea, Eutetramitea, Acrasida, Naegleriidae. Gene Ontology annotation, cellular component: peroxisomal membrane.
AUGGAAAAAGUGGGCAGUUUAGCAGAGCAAGUAAAUUCACAGCUGUCACAUUCGAAUACAGCAGCAAAGGUAGUUCAUGAAAUUAGUCCUGUGCUAUUGGAACAGUCGACAAGUGAAGGAUUGAAAAGUGCUUAUCGUGGAUAUAGAAAUGCAAUUGUAACUGGUGUGAAAAUUAGAAUUCCAUAUAUUUUACAAUCAGUUAUUUAUGCUCUGAUAUUUCAAACACCUUCUGAGAUUAAGAAAGUUAGAUUUGUGAUUAAGCAAAUGUUUCAUCACUCGAAGAAUUUGGCCUCAUUUGUUGCCAUUUACAAAUUGAUAACAUAUAUUUGCAGAAAUUAUUUGAAUGUGCGGAAUGGAUUGGAUGCUCUGCUGGCAGGUUUUGUUGGUGGAAGUAUUGCAUUUGGUGAGAGUAAGGGAAUUUCUGGAGCUGUCAAUAACCAGAUAGUUCUAUAUUUAUUUGCGAGAGGAAUAGAUGGUGGAUUAAAAGCACUGGCCACCAAAGGAUAUAUUCCUGAAAUUAUGGAUAUAUCAACACCGAAUGGUUUUCGAUUAUUUGCAGGAUUUUCUCUUGCUUUGGUACUGUAUUUGACCGAUCAUCAACCUAGAGCUCUGAAAUCUGGAUUCAUGUCCACUAUGAAAUAUCUUUAUCAUGAAAGUAAUGAUGGAACAAUGUCAGUUCCAAUCAAUUUUGCUCCUUUUGUGACGUUUAUUACCAUUUGUUUACUACUUGGAUAUUGGUUCCCUCAAUUCAGAUUGGAAAAUGUGUUACAACGAGUGGAUGAUGCAAUGACUUGGGAGAAUAUUAAGGAAUUCAUGAGCUCGUUUUUCUAA